Alexandromys fortis (reed vole) is the source of this 2479-nucleotide messenger RNA. RefSeq names its product cilia and flagella associated protein 107 (gene Cfap107). The coding region runs from base 339 to 923 and encodes 194 amino acids. Lineage: Eukaryota; Metazoa; Chordata; Mammalia; Rodentia; Cricetidae. The record is from RefSeq and is a predicted model, not a curated record. The transcript has 4 exons.
GUCCCUCUUGUAACAAGAGAUACCUAGCCUUUCCCUACCAUUAGUCUGGCUUCUUUAUGUGGGGCCAACUCUGCUCCUCCAGAAUCAACUGCUGCCUAGAGAAGAGUCUGCAGCCAGUGUCUGUCACCAUGGAUACAGUCAACAAAGAGAAUCCAAGAUCACAUCACUCUCCAAAGUGAGCCCUCCAGACUUUGUUUUAAAUUUCCUGAGCUUGACAGAGGGCCACCUGCUACCCACUCUGGGAAGGCAGAUGAGGAAAGGAACAUUCGAAUAACCCCCAAAUACCUCUCUGUCCCCUGAAUCUGCCCAGUCAAAGGGACGUGGGGAGGAGCCUCACCAUGUUUGUGACUUCAGCGGUUCCUCAGGCAUUUUCCACGCCAGGCUGGCAGAUUGAGAAGAAGUACUCAACGAGAGUGCUCGUGGGAAACUGGGUGGAAGAAAGCAGGAAGUUCACCAAAGCCACUGACCACACACCCCAGUGUAUUUACAGAAAGGAAUAUGUCCCCUUCCCAGGUCACAGACCAGACCAUAUUUCCAGGUGGUAUGGGAAAAGGAGAGUGGAGGGUCUCCCGUACAAGCACCUGAUCACCCACCACCAGGAGCCUUCGCACCGUUAUCUGAUCAGUACCUAUGAUGACCACUACAACCGGCACAGCUAUAACCCGGGCGUGCCUGCCCUGCGUUCCUGGAGUGGACAAAAGUUGCUGUGGCUGCCAGAGAAGUCCGACUUUCCCCUUGUUGCGCCCCCCACAAACUACGGACUGUUUGAGCAACUGAAGCAAAAGUGGCUCGCGCCCAAGACUGGUCUGAGGGAAAGCAUUUAUACCACAUCCUACCCCAGCCUGCCAGUGUGCGCUAUGUCCAGGAGGGAGCAUGCCAUCCCGGUCCCUCCCCCUCGGCUGCACCCCAUCCCACGCUUCUGAAAACUACCACUCCACUUGCAAUCCAGCCAGAGACAGCUGGAGACCCAUGGCCUUGUUGGACUUGUCAGACAGCAAGCAUCUGCAGAUGUAGCCCAAGAAUUAAUUAUGGACCAUUGUUGUGUGUGUGCGCGUGUGUGUGCGGUGUGUCCUGGAAUCAUGAUCUGUGUUUUAUGGGACCUUCUCUCUAAACUCACAGAUUGUUGCUGUUUCCACCCGAUAAUUAAAAUUCCUUCACACUACUCCAAAACCACAAAGCCACGUGUGUACAGAGACCAACCAGACCCUGCAGGAGACAGAGAGUCCCCAGCCUAUUGUGUUUCUGGUCACGGUGACCAGAGAUCUGACAGACAAUAACUUAAGGGAGGAAGGGUUAUUUCUGGUUUACAGUUCCAGGGGUACAGCUAGCCUAUUGUGCUAGGGAAGACAGGGCGACAGAAGCAGGAGGCAGCCAGUCGCCUAGCAUCCUGAGUCAUGAGUCAAAAAUCAGGCGACUCAGGGUGAAAAGCAGACUCAGCUGAGAUCCGGGAGGUAGCUGCUGAGAACAGGGACAGUGGCCUGAGGGCAGGAUCAGAGGAGCCGGUGAUAAGGAAGGAGUCCACCUCACUGCUGUUGCUAAGGUUAUAGGGCAGGUGUGGUGGCGCAAAGGGAAUGUCAUUGGACAUUGGCCUCUGCCUCUGGGCUCGCAGAAGAGGGCUUUAAGAAAGUUGGAAGAUUUCUUGGGGUUGGAGAAAUGACUCAGUGGUUAAGAGCACUGGCUGUUCUUCCAGAGGACCCAGGUUCAAUUCUCAGCCCCUCACACGGCAUCUCACAAGUGGCUGUGACCCCAGUCCCAGGGGAUCAGGCAUCCUCACACAGAUAGACAGGCAGGCAAAACACCAAUGCACAGAAAAAAUAAAUCUUAAAAGAGAGAGAGAGAGUAGUGUUAAGUUUAAAUCCUAGUUAAUGGGAAUCUGCCGCCACUGAUGUAAUAGGCCAGUCAAGCCGAAUCAAUAAAUCCAGGUUUGGAUUCCUCAGGGCUGGAGUGAAGCUUCCAUCCAAACAAGCAGAUUUCCUGAGAAAAGACUAUAUAUAGUCUUGCGCUCAUCCAGGGCAGGGUUCCACCUGCCAUGGGGAUCUGUCACCAGUUGAAAACAGGCUUCUAAUUUAGCACCUUUGUACUGUGUUUUUUCAUAUUUAUUUAUGGGGGUGAUCAUGUGUGCACCACAGCGCAUCUGAUCAGACAGAGGACAAUGUACUGGAGUCAGUUCUCUCCUUCUACCAUGUGGGGUUCGGGGACUGAACUCAGGUCAGCAGGCGUGGCGGAACAGUUACAGCCCAGUCUUUCUCUGAAAAGCCUUCCUCUGCUAUGGGCGCCUACCCCUGCUCCAGCUGUUGCUACUGUGGGCUCUGUGCCCUGUAUAAGAUGAUGCUUUACUACCCACAGUGGUGGUGCACGCCUUUAAUCCCAGCACUCGGGAGGAAGAGAAAGGCGGAUCUCUGUGAGUUCGAGGCCAGCCUGGUCUACAAGAGCUAGUUCCAGGACACCUAGGGCUGUUACACAGAGAAACCCUGUCUCG